This is a messenger RNA of Lutra lutra (Eurasian river otter), 3703 nucleotides long. It is a transcript of the gene CMKLR2, whose product is annotated as chemerin chemokine-like receptor 2. Gene Ontology annotation, molecular function: G protein-coupled receptor activity; complement receptor activity. Lineage: Eukaryota; Metazoa; Chordata; Mammalia; Carnivora; Mustelidae. Gene Ontology annotation, biological process: complement receptor mediated signaling pathway; positive regulation of cytosolic calcium ion concentration; inflammatory response. Bases 378 to 1445 code for a protein of 355 amino acids. The transcript has 5 exons. The record is from RefSeq and is a predicted model, not a curated record. Gene Ontology annotation, cellular component: plasma membrane.
CUACAGUGUCAUUUCAAAAGCCAGAUAAAAGCCAAAUGAGGAGGCUGGGAAAGAGUGUCCAACGUAGCGGUUCUGAAAACCACCCUCCAUUUCAUUCUGGAGCCGGGAGGUCACACCCAGGCAUCAGAAUAGCUUCUCUCCUCAAAGUAAAUUAACUGUCAAACAGAUCCCUCAGGUCUGGUGGUAGAAGACACAAGAAUUUUAAAGGAAUAUUCCCUGCCCUCGAUGGAGAAACUGAGGCUUGGAGCUUCUGACUAACUUCACAAGGCCACACGGCAAUCCACAGAGCCAUACAGAUUGUACAAACCCGGACCCUAAUUUCUGAGUGAAGCACUGGAACAACUGAAGCAUAUCCUCAUCCUCCACUUGACAAGGUCAUGGAAGAUCUAGAGGGAACAGUAUUUGAAGAAUUCGAGAACUACUCCAAUAACCUGGAAUAUUACUCCUCAGAGUCCGAUUUGGAGGAGAAAGCCCACCUGGGAGUUGCUCAUUGGGUCUCACUGGUAUUAUACUGUUUAGCAUUUAUUCUGGGCAUUCCAGGAAAUGCCACUGUCAUUUGGUUCACAGGGUUCAAGUGGAAGAAGACAGUCACCACUCUCUGGUUCCUCAACCUGGCUAUCGCAGAUUUCAUUUUUCUUCUCUUCCUACCUCUGUACAUCUCCUAUGUGGUCAUGAAUUUCCACUGGCCCUUCGGCAUCUGGUUGUGCAAGACCAAUUCCUUCAUUGCCCAGCUGAACAUGUUUGCUAGUGUUUUUUUCCUGACGGUGAUCAGCGUGGACCGCUACAUCCACUUGAUCCAUCCCGUCGUAUCUCAUCGGCACCGAACCCUAAGGAACUCCCUGAUUGUUGUUGUUUCCAUUUGGUUUUUGGCUUCUCUAAUGGGUGGUCCCGCCCUCUACUUCCGGGACACUCUGGAGUUCAAUAACCACACUCUUUGCUAUAACAAUUUCCAUGAGCAUGAUCCUGACCUUACUUUGAUGAGGCACCAUGUUCUGACCUGGGUGAAAUUUAUUGUCGGGUACCUCUUCCCCUUGCUAGCAAUGAGCAUUUGCUACUUGUGUCUCAUCUUCAAGGUGAAGAAGCGAAGCAUCCUGGUCUCCAGUAAGCAUUUCUGGACCAUCCUAGCUGUGGUCCUGGCCUUUUUGAUUUGCUGGACUCCUUAUCACCUGUUUAACAUUUGGGAGCUCACAAUCCACCACAGUAGCUAUUUCCACCAGGUGCUUCAGGCCGGCAUCCCCCUCUCCACUGGCUUGGCAUUCCUCAACAGCUGCUUAAACCCUAUCCUUUACGUCCUCAUUAGUAAGAAGUUCCAAACUCGCUUUCGGGCCUCAGUUGCUGAGAUCCUAAAGCACACACUGUGGGAGGUCAGCUGUUCCAGCACAGUGAGCGAACAGCUCAGGAACUCUGAGACCAAGAACUUGUGUCUGCUGGAAACAGCUCAGUGAGUUAUCCAUAGAAGGCUUUUGCAGGGGGUAAGGGGCCCGACACACGCUUUCGAUUAUUUGGUUCCCAGGUAUGGUAAUAACCAUCUUUUUUUGUUAAGCGGUUUGGUGGUUUUACAUUCUUGUGUGGGUCUGAAAUGUAGGAAAGAUCUUCAUUUUUUUCCCCUGCAAAUUAAAUUAUCUGUCAUCCUUGCUAAUUAUACUGCAGUGGAUUAGUCACCACUGUUGAUGCAAUAUCAGCUAUUAUUUUUUUAAUCUUAAUGACUCUGAAGUCCUAGAUCUUAAUGUUAAGUAGAUGAUUAAUUCAUUUCAGAAAUGUUAACAUAUGUGCUUAAGUUCACUUUUAUUUUGCACCAGUAACCUAUUAGACAUAUUUUUGAAGUGCGACAUGUACUUAAUUUCAUUAUUUCAUGAAAUCUAUGUACAUACAUUUAUAAAUUAAAGUAAUAGUUGAUUACAGUAGUUUAAAACAUUGUAAACUCUUCAUGCUUAGUGAAGUGUCCCAAAAUCUAGUCGCUUAAAAUGACAAUUUAUUGUCCUAACAUCUCACAGUUCUGAGUCAGAAACUCAAGGCACAGAAUGGAGGUUCAUCUCUGUCAGCCUCACAGGUAUGCAGCAUGGGCUCGAUUGGGAUGUCCCAAAUGGCCGAGUUUUGGAACAGCUGGUCUCCUCUGCCCUACUGUCCCUUCUUUUCUUUUUCUUCACACAGCUCUUCCAGUAUGGUAGCUCAGGGUAGCCAGACUUCUUACAUGGCAGGUUAGGGCUCUAAGAGACCAAAGUGGGCAUUUCUAGCCCUCUUAAAGCCUACGCCCACCCUUGACACGGUAUCACAUCACUGUACUCUUUGGUCAAAGUAGUCCUGGUCCAGCUCAGGGUUAAGGGGAGGCAACAUAGACCCCACCUGCCAAUGGGGAUAUGCUCCUAUCCCUAAUCCCUCAUGAAAUCAUUAUAAAUAUCAAGAUUCUUGGAAAAUUCUGGGUAUGUGCAAGUAUGUAUAAGAUGGCUAUAAACAUAAAACUCUGGCAUCUAGAUGGUGGAUAGGCCAGCCCAAUCUCAGAAUGUUUUCAGAAAAAGAAAGCACAUAUGACAUUGAUAUAUUUCUACCUUCUAUUCCUCUAACUGUGUACAUGUAUGUAGACACCAGUACAAGAAUAAUAAAGUAUGCCUUUAAGUCAGUAACCUCUUCAAUUUUAAAAAACAUUUAAUUUUCUGUAAUUUCUUAAUCUUAUUUUGAAAGUUGGGAAGGGAGCCAUGUUAUUUAUUGAAUCAGUAUCCAUUUUCAAUUUCAUCUCUCAGCUUCUGGAAAUGCCAAUCUUUGAUCGCUUACUGGCUAUGUUCUUUACUAGUAGUCCAUAGCAACAGUCAGAUCUGAUUUUGGAAAUUAUUCCUCAAAAAUGCGUGGCAUCACUCAUUAUGUCCCAAACUUUGGUCAUCCCUGAAUUUCAUGGCUUCUGCCACACCCAGUAUGGAGGGAAGGCAAGGAGAGAAGGGCUCAUUGCGUGUGUCUGUCCCUCCAUGACCAGAGUUUAAGAAAUUCCACUCUGGGGGCGCCUGGGUGGCUCAGUGGAUUAAGCCACUGCCUUCGGCUCAGGUCAUGAUCUCAGAGUCCUGGGAUCGAGCCCCGAAUCGGGCUCUCUGCUCAGCGGGGAGCCUGCUUCCUCCUCUCUCUCUGCCUGCCUCUCUGCCUGCUUGUGAUCUCUCUGUCAAAUAAAUAAAUAAAAUCUUUAAAAAAAAAAAAAAAGAAAUUCCACUCUGGGUUCCCCGUCACCCUCAAGGGAUAGGCUCUGAUUUCCCAGGUUCGGGAGAAAAGCUGGAGGAUGGAAGACAAAGAGAAUAUCUUAGGCUCAUCCUUAGUUUGAGCAGAUGGACAGAUUCUCAGGGCUUUGGGGAAAGAGGAAGGCUGAGGAAGCAAGAAGGGGAUUAAGCAACCAAGGGCAGAAGGAAAUGAUGGAGCAGGUGGUGUUACCACCUAGGAAGCAAGAGAUUACCAAAGGCCUAUGAAAAUAUUUGAGAUCUUAAAAAAAUAUUGUUGGGUCUAGAAUACAGAAAGGGAAACUUGAAAAGUCAAAAUUAAUAAAUACUUAAUCACAUGUCUAUAAAAUACGUCUUUAUGUCAAUGAGUCAAAUGAAAUAUUUCAUAGUUAUAAAAAAAGCUUAUACUUAAUAUGGACAUUCAAUGUGUUUCAGUGUUUGAUAUGAGGAGUGAGGCUUCCAAAAAAAUUUUUUUUAAUUUAAUUUUAUUUUUUCAGUGUUCCAAGACA